Molecule: messenger RNA, 1129 nt
Organism: Musca vetustissima
Lineage: Eukaryota; Metazoa; Arthropoda; Insecta; Diptera; Muscidae
Product: tumor suppressor candidate 3-like
Exons: 4
Coding region: 82-1077 (331 amino acids)
Cellular component (GO): oligosaccharyltransferase complex
Source: RefSeq, a predicted model, not a curated record
CUCUCUGUGUUGCCGAUACAUUCUGAUAUUUUUUAAGUUUAUUUAAAAUCGUUUAAUUAGUAUUUAAAAAAGAAAAACAAAAUGAAAAUUUUAUAUAAAACUCUGCUGUUUACAGCAGUGUUUAUGGCUGGUUUCCUGAUACUGAAUACAACGGCUCAAAGUAAACAGAAGAGUGGCUUAUCGCUGUCCGAAAAAGUACAAAACCUUAUGGAUAUGAACAACAAGAAGGCUUUGUUACGUUUUAAUGGUCAGAAAUUUAAGGAAUAUGUUAAGAAUUCCCCGAGAAACUAUUCCAUGAUUGUUAUGUUGACGGCUCUGGCUCCAUCGCGUCAAUGUCAGAUAUGUAGACAUGCCCACGAUGAAUUCCAAAUUGUUGCCCAAUCAUAUCGUUUCUCACCUGUCUAUUCGAAUAAACUGUUCUUUGCCAUGGUUGAUUUCGAUGAGGGUUCCGAUGUUUUCCAAAUGCUACGCUUGAACACUGCACCGGUAUUUAUGCAUUUCCCUGCUAAGGGUAAACCCAAGGGUGCCGAUACCAUGGAUAUCCAUCGUGUUGGUUUUGCAGCUGAUGCCAUUGGUAAAUUUAUUGCCGAACGUACUGACAUCCAAAUUCGUAUCUUCCGUCCACCAAAUUAUUCGGGAACGGUUGCCAUGAUAACAUUGGCUGCCUUGGUUGGUGGUUUCCUCUAUAUGCGUCGUAAUAAUUUGGAAUUUUUGUAUAAUAAAUCGAUAUGGGGAGCCAUUGCUGUGUUCUUCUGUUUCACCAUGAUCUCGGGGCAAAUGUGGAAUCAUAUUCGUGGACCACCAUUGGUACACAAAUCACAGAAUGGUGGUGUGGCCUAUAUCCAUGGUUCGUCACAGGGACAAUUGGUCGUGGAGACCUAUAUUGUUUUGGGUUUAAAUGCUCUCAUCUUCUUUGGCAUGCUGCUGCUAACGGAAUCUGGCAGCCAAACAGAUCCACGCAAGGGACGCAUUAUGUCCAUUGUUGGUUUAGCAUUAUUAGCUAUAUUCUUUUCAUUCCUACUUUCGGUGUUCCGUUCAAAGGCUCAAGGUUAUCCCUAUAGCUUUUUAUUUAAAUGAAAUUAUUUAUGGCAAAGUUUUUAAAUAUCUAAAAUUAAUGUAAACUUCAAUA